Mustela erminea (ermine) is the source of this 5544-nucleotide messenger RNA. RefSeq names its product interleukin 4 receptor (gene IL4R). The transcript is spliced from 11 exons. NCBI's taxonomy places the organism in Eukaryota, Metazoa, Chordata, Mammalia, Carnivora, Mustelidae. The record is from RefSeq and is a predicted model, not a curated record. Gene Ontology annotation, biological process: production of molecular mediator involved in inflammatory response; cytokine-mediated signaling pathway. Gene Ontology annotation, cellular component: membrane; external side of plasma membrane. The coding region runs from base 2077 to 4494 and encodes 805 amino acids. Gene Ontology annotation, molecular function: protein binding; cytokine receptor activity.
UCCGGGGAGAGACUCCUCCCCUGCCGUGCCCGUCUACAGACAGAAAGUGAACAGACAGCUCUUCCCUGUGUGGACCUGAUUAGCCCGGCUCUGGGUUCGCCCAGGGGGCAAAGUCCUGGUUGUUGUUGAGACAAGUUCAGGGGUGAGGGCUGGGCAAACAGGGCCAGAAGCCACUUCCAGCCCAAAUGCUUCCUGCGUCUGCGGUGGGGAUAAAACUGCACCUGCCGCAGUCUUCGGGUUGAUGUCAGGGUUAAGCCCGUCGGUGAAGUUCAAGUGCAGAGCAGAGUCUGCUGUGACCGAGACUAAGGCCGGGCAUUCUGGGAGGUGGGGGUGGAAGUUACAGGCAGAAGGGCCCAGGGUAUGGUCUCUAAUGGCUGGAGGAACUGGGGACACGGAGGGGCGUUCACAGGGAUUUCGACAGACCUCGGGAAGCGGGCCCGCUGGGAGCCAGGACCAUCACUAAGACAGCCAAAAUCUAAUCAGUGUCCCCGGGGCGGGGGCCAUAAUCAUGGUAAUGCUCCAAUUACCAGCUCUCCGAGGUCAGUUUCCCCGGUGGCCAAGUUCAGGGCCUGCAUAAAGGACUCGAGGGAGAUUCUGAGCCAGAAUGGGUCAGUGUUGAUCCGGCUGUGAGAGGUGGAGAAUGGUAAUUCCUGCUUGGGGGUCUGUGUCCACAUCUUCAUCAGGGACGGCUGCAUUCAGCAAAUACCCUUGCCCCCCUGCCCCCGCCGGGUGUGCUGAGCAUGUCCUAGGUUCUAGGGCCCCAGCCACGAACAGGGUGGACACAGCCUCUGGCCUUGUGGGCACUGGUGUCCUGGGGGGGGGGGGCUUUGGACAUGCACAGGACACGUGUGUAUGUGAUAAGCCACGAGGACUGAGUGCUGAGCAGAGAAAUGGGCUUGCCAGUGACGAGGGGGCGGUUAGCUGCUACUCCAGACCACGAGUCUGGGUUCACACGUCCCUCGGGCUCCGCCUCCUCCUUGGGACCUGUGGGGACGUUCUGAGGAUGGGCAUGGCUUCCAGGUUUCUCCGUGGGGCCUCCCCACCUCUGCAGGCUUCCCAUCGGCAGCUUGGACUCAAUGUAGGUAUAGCCAACCUGAGUGUCCCCAAGACAGUGUCCCCUCCAGCCAUGUCCCGUGGUCUCCAGCCCGCUCCUGGCCUUCUCAGACAAGGCUCUGUCUCUCUCUGCACAACCCCCUGGGCUUCAGACACAGCUGAUGACUCUCAGGCCUGUCUCCAGCCUGAGCCUUCCUUCUGAGCUCCAGGCCAGUAGAACAUACUGCCUCCUGGAUGCCCUCCAGGGGCCCACCACCCGCUUGGACUCGCCACGUCCACAGUGUGGCCGGGCAUGUGAUCUUUCUGGCGCCACCCAUUGCCACCUACUGCCCAGCCUCAGGCCACUUCCGCCUCCCAGUCCCCUCCCCCCAUCACCACCACCCAUGAGCAAGUUAACCUCUACCUCCCACGCAGGGCUGAGUCUGCCCGUCUCCUCCAGCAGCCCCUGCCCUCCUAACCCAGCCACAUGGGGCUCGAACCCCCAGCCCUUCUCCACACACAAGCUGGAGUGGACUUUUCAGGCGGGUGCACAGCUUCUCUCCUGCUUAACAGCCUGCCCUGGGGAUGGACGGAGUCUGAAUCACAUGCUGUGCCUGCUUCAAAGUAUUGUCCUCUGGCCCUGUGACCUCUCCUUUCUCUCUGGUGCUGUAGCCAAGGGCCUGUCUUGUGGGGAGGGAGCUGGGCUCUGCUCCCCCUGCUCCCUGGCUGUGCCCUCAUCCUCAUGCAUCCCUUCCCCUGACCUUUCCCUCUCCUAAGACCCGUCAGGAUCAAACAUCGUAGUCCCCUCCUCACAGGGAGGACUUAAAGCAUCUCGAACAGCGCCUGGCACUAAGGGGGCACUAGCCCCCCUUCAAGCCGGUUUGCGGUCAAGAGAGGGACGAGGAGUGGAGAGCAGGAGGCCCUGCACCCCAUCGGGCUCAGGAAGAGCCGCCGGGUCACUUCCCGACUGCUGCUGGCUUCUGACAUUUCAAGACUUGCCACUCACGUCCUCCCAAAUAAAGACAGGUAUCUUAGGAUCUCCCAAUGGGGUGGCUUUGCUCUGGGCUCACAUUCCCCGUGAGCUGCCUGAUCCUGGUGUGGGUAGGAGGCUCUGGGAGCGUUAAGGUCCUGCGGGAGCCCAGCUGCUUCUCCGACUACAUCAGCGUCUCCGUCUGUCAGUGGGAGAUGGACGGGCCCACCAACUGCAGUGCCGAGCUCCGUCUGUCCUAUCAGCUGAACUUCAUAGAGUCCGAGAACCGCACGUGUGUCCCCGAGAACCGAGAAGGUGCAGUGUGCGUGUGCUACAUGCCCAUAGAUGACGUGGUCCAGGCCGACGUCUAUCAGCUGGACCUGUGGGCUGGGAAGCACCAGCUGUGGGGCGGCUUCUUCCAGCCCAGCAAGCAUGUGAAGCCCAGGGCCCCUGGGAACCUCACGGUUGACCCCAACGUCUCCCACAUGUGGCUGCUGAUGUGGACAAACCCAUACCCUACCGACAAUCACCUGUACUCCGAGCUCACCUACAUGGUCCACAUUUCCAAUGAAAACGACCCCACGGACUUCAAAGUCUAUAAUGUGACCUACAUGGAGCCUACCCUCCGGGUGGCAGCCAGCAGCCUGAAGUCUGGCGCUUCCUACAGCGCCCGAGUGAGGGCCUGGGCCCAGAACUACAACAGCACAUGGAGCGAGUGGAGCCCCAGCACCACGUGGGUUAACCACUAUGAGCCCUGGGAGCAGCACCUGCCACUGGGCGUCAGCAUCUCCUGCCUUGUCAUCCUGGCCGUCUGUCUGUCCUGCUACAUCAGCAUCAUCAAGAUUAAGAAAGGAUGGUGGGACCAGAUUCCCAACCCAGCCCACAGCCCCCUAGUGGCCAUAGUCAUCCAGGACUCACAGAUGUCACUGUGGGGGAAGCGGUCCCGAGGCCAGGAACCAGCUAAGUGCCCACACUGGAGGUCCUGUCUUGCCAAGCUCCUUCCCUGCUUGCUGGAGCACAGCAUGGACAGGGAUGAGGAGGGCUCCAAGACGGCCAGAAGCGCGCCUCUCCAGGCUCCGGGAAAAUCAGCAUGGUGCCCCGUGGAGGUCAGCAAGACGAUCCUCUGGCCAGAGAGCAUCAGCGUGGUGCAGUGUGUGGAGCUCUUUGAGGCCCCGGUGGAGAAUGAAGACGAGGAGGUGGAGGAAGAUAAAAGAAGCUUCUGCCCAUCGCUCCAGGACAGCGGGGGCGGCUUCCAGGAGGGCAGGGAGGACAUCGCGGCCCGGCUGACAGAAAGCCUCUUCCUGGACCUUCUUGGUGGGGAGACUGGGGGCUUUUGCCCGCAGGGCUUGGAGGAGUCCUGCCUUCCUCCUCCUUCAGGAAUUGAGUGUGCUCAGAGGCCCUGGGCUGAGUUCCCGGGGACAGAGCCCCAGGAGGCGUCACCCCGGGGCUGGGAGCAGCCUCUGCACCCCGAGUCUGCUCCUUGGGCCCCUCUGACCCAGAGGCCGGCCAGCCCGGCUUUCCCAGAGAUGCCCCCCGUCGUCACAGACAACCCCGCGUACCGCAGCUUCGGCAGCCUCCUGAGCCAGUCCGCAGCUCCCGGGGAGGGGGACUCUGACCCAGAGCAGACUGAACGGCCCAGGGAGGUGGACCCCAGCGUCCCCUCCAUCCCCCAGCCCGAGCCAGAGAGCUGGGAGCAGAUUCUGCGCCAGAGUGUCCUCCAGCACCGGGCGGCCCCAGCCCCCGGCCCCGGCAGCGGCUACCGGGACUUCGCAUGCGCUGUGAGGCAGGCCGGUGUCCCCGAUGCCGGCGGGGUGGCAGGCUUUGGCCCUUCUGGGGACGCGGGCUACAAGGCCUUCUCCAGCCUGCUCCCGGGGACAUCUGGGGACGAGGCCAGCCCUGGGGACGGGAGCUACAAACCCUUUCAGAGCCUCCCUCCGGGCGGCUCGGGGGCUCCCUUCCCCGUCCCCCUGUUCACCUUUGGACUCGAUGUGGAGCCGCCACGCGGCCCUGGGGACCCGCCUCUCACAGACAGCGCCCCAGAGCAUCCGCGUGCAGAGCCAGCAGGGAAGGCAGGGGACAGGUGCAAGACCCUGCUGGCCCCGGAGCCAGCCACAGACGCCCUCAGGGACGACCUGGCUGGCAGCAUCGUCUACUCGGCCCUUACCUGCCACCUGUGUGGCCACCUGAAACAGUGGCAUGGCCAGGAGGAGCGUGGCAAGGCCCACGCGGUGCCCAGCCCCUGCUGUGGCUGCUGCUGUGGUGACAGGUCCUCGCCGCUGGGGAGCCCCCUGAGGGCCCCAGACGCCUUGCCAGCGGGAGCUUCCCCGGAGGCCAGCCUGUGUCCAGCCUCCCUGGCACCCCUGCGCGUCUCAGGGGAGGACAAGUCCUCCCCGUCCUUCCAGCUGGCCCCCGGCAAUGUGCAGAGCUCAGGCCAGGGCCCCGGAAAGGUGACCGUGCUGUCCGCAGAGCCCACGUGCACGAGCGCUUCUUAGGGGUGUCCUCUCAACGCUGCGGUCCGCAGGGCAGGACUGUGCCUGCCACAGCUGGAAGCCAGCCCUGGAAGGUGGCUGGGCUGGCAGAGUGAUGAGGGACUUGGGAGACCCCAGUCUGAAGUGGGGAGGUGGUCCGACGCAGGGAAACAGACCAGACCGCGCGCCCCAAAUCUCCCAGCCUUGGCCUGGGCUCAGCACAUCCCAUGGGAGUGGAUGGCGUGCGGAGCGGGCCGAGGCAGCUUCAGAGAUCGCGAAUUCCUUGGGAACCUCGGCUUGUGCGCCAGCCGUUGGCCUCUUCGUGGGUCCCCAGCUUGUGCAGGGUGCUGUUCCUGCCAUGCCCCCCGCCCGCUGCGAAGCCUGCUUUGUGCACCUCCUCACCCUGGAACUCCUGUCUUGUCCAGUUCUGGGAUUAGCUGCUGCUGUCCCGUGCAUUGGACGCCGAGCCCAGAAACGGAUCAAGCCAGCCAAGGGGGAAGGACUUGGAGGCCUUGGGAAAUGGAUGGGUAUUGAAGUCGGGGAAGGGUCCUCAUUGGCCCAGGGGUGCCCAUUCACCGGACAGACCUCCUUUGGGUUGACAUUGGAGGCGGGAUCUGGGUUGGGGGGGAUGGGGCCCUUCAUUAGGAGUGGGCGACAGACACAAAGGGACACAGACGAUUGUGGUCACCAAGUUUCCGUCAGGUUCCCACAUGACCGUUAAGACUGGGGGGUGCUCCGGGGAAGCAGGGGAUCCCCAGAAUAAACACAGCCAGCCACUUUGGGGCCGCUCUGGGCCUGCAGCCACGGGAGGCCAAACGGAGGGAACGCCCCCCCCCUCCACGGACCCAGCCUCACGGGGCGGUCCAGACGGUCCACACCAGGCACACUUCGCCUGCACAUUGACCUGCCCCCUGGGUUGAGUAAUGCUUGUUUGCAUCUCAAAGAUUAUUUUCUCACCUGGGGUGUCUCAGCAGGGGAGGGUGGAGCAGGAGGCUGUGGCGUUCGGUAUAAAUAAAGGCUCUUUAUCUCUUCCCCGCCCCCCUCCCCCCUUUAUUAAACAAACAUACUGCUAGA